AUGAACACACUCCCAAACCCAGCAGAGUUGCGAGAUAGGAAUGUCAGGCAUACCGACUUCGACGCCCUCAGCUCGCGGUUGGCGUCGAUUAAAAAAGGGUACUUGCUGGACCGCUACGUGGAGAUGUUUGUCGAAGGGAUCAAGACCAAUUUACUCAGGAUCCAAGGCAGAUCAGGAAGCAACUUGUCAUUGAAAAGAGCGAUCCGUGGAAAUUUCUCAGAACAGAGCCUCCACUCAAAAUUCCCGAUCAUCAAUCGUGGUACGUACUUGAGAACCGUGGCCAUCGAUACCAUAGUAUCCAAGUUUGUGGAUGCAAACCAACGGAACAACAGCCAUUGUCAAAUCAUAUCAAUUGGUGCGGGGUCCGAUACCAGGGCGUUCAAAUGGUUGAAGAGUAAUGACCAGCUUACGUAUGUGGAGGCGGAUUUUUUAGAUUCCACAAAAUUAAAGGCCAGUGUUAUUGUUGGCAACCAACAAUUAUCUAGUGUUGUAUCUCUAACCCCCGAACAAAUCGAACAAGAAUUACUGGAACUGUCUGGAGAAUUGCACGGAAAAAACUAUCAUUUAGUACCAUUGGACCUCCGGCAAAUUGAUGAUAUUAAGAACUUCUUAUCAUCCUCAUCGUGCAUCGAUCCCCAGGCACCAACUUUGAUAAUUAGCGAAUGUGUGCUUUGUUACAUUGACUCGCAGGUCACAUAUGAUAUUAUGAGGGUUUUCAAAUCAUGUUUACAACGAGCCGCGGUUGUGUUAUACGAACCAAUUGGUUUGAAUGAUAGUUUUGGUAAGGUGAUGGUUAGUAAUCUCAAGCAACGAGGGAUUUCCCUUCCAACCUUACAAUCAUUUCCUACUAUUGAAUCUCAACAAGCGAGAUUGAUGGAUGUUGUUUCUACCGAUGAUGAUAAAAAAGUGACCACCGAACACCGAGUGUUUGUUAGUGACAUGAACUUUGUCUACGAUAAUUGGGUUUCUACAACGGAAUCCGCUAGAAUCUCUAGGCUUGAAUUGCUUGAUGAAUUGGAGGAAUGGAUUUUAUUAUCAAAACACUAUUGCUUAGCGAUAGGGACAUGGUGGCCCACUAACAUUGAUGAGCCGUUCCAGGAGGAUAUCGCGGCCUUGAAAUGGCAACUUUGCUGA
Molecule: messenger RNA, 1134 nt
Organism: Saccharomycopsis crataegensis
Lineage: Eukaryota; Fungi; Ascomycota; Saccharomycetes; Ascoideales; Saccharomycopsidaceae
Gene: PPM1
Product: leucine carboxy methyltransferase
Exons: 1
Coding region: 1-1134 (377 amino acids)
Biological process (GO): C-terminal protein methylation
Molecular function (GO): protein C-terminal leucine carboxyl O-methyltransferase activity
Source: RefSeq, a predicted model, not a curated record